Sapajus apella (tufted capuchin) is the source of this 518-nucleotide messenger RNA. RefSeq names its product LYR motif containing 2 (gene LYRM2). The transcript is spliced from 3 exons. The record is from RefSeq and is a predicted model, not a curated record. Gene Ontology annotation, cellular component: mitochondrion. The coding region runs from base 76 to 342 and encodes 88 amino acids. NCBI's taxonomy places the organism in Eukaryota, Metazoa, Chordata, Mammalia, Primates, Cebidae.
CCCCCCCACUUCCGCUCCUGCGCGCUGAGGCUCCGGCGGACCGCUGGCGGACGUGGCCGCUGACCGCUAGCGGACAUGGCCGCUUCCCGCUUACCCCCAGCGACGCUAACAUUAAAGCAGUUCAUAAGAAGGCAACAAGUUCUUCUCCUCUACAGAAGGAUUUUGCAAACAAUUCGGCAAGUUCCAAAUGAUUCUGAUCGCAAAUACCUGAAGGAUUGGGCAAGGGAAGAAUUCAAAAGAAACAAAAGUGCCACGGAAGAGGACACAAUCCGGAUGAUGAUUACUCAAGGCAAUAUGCAGCUCAAAGAAUUAGAAAGAACACUUGCUUUAGCAAAAUCUUAACUAUAGCAUUAUUCUGAAGGAUUUUCAAAGUCUCCAUGUGUUUUGUUGCAUUUAGGAUUAAUGAUGGACAGCACAAAGGCCAGUCUUACUAUUUGUAUGUACAGUAUUUGCUGCAUUUUGAAAAUGUUUAUGGAUGUCUCCGCAGUUUUUAAAAGAAGCAAAAACCACUAACAAAU